AUGGAGGCCUUCACCCGCUUCACCAACCAGACGCAGGGCCGCGACCGGCUCUUCAGAGCCACUCAGUACACAUGCAUGUUGCUUAGGUAUUUGUUAGAGCCCAAAGCUGACAAAGAGAAGGUGGUAAUGAAGCUCAAGAAACUGGAGUCUAGUGUGAGCACUGGCCGCAAAUGGUUCAGGCUGGGCAACGUGGUCCACGCUGUGCAGGCCACUCAGCAGAGCAUCCACGCCACGGACCUGGUGCCCCGCCUGUGCCUGACCCUCGCCAACCUGAACCGCGUGGUCUACUUCAUCUGUGACACCGUCCUGUGGGCGAGGAGCGUCGGGCUCAGCUCCAGCAUCAACAAGGAGAAAUGGCGGAUGUGGGCCGCCCGCUACUACUGCUGUUCGCUCCUGCUGAGCCUGGCCAGGGACCUGUACGAGAUCUCCCUGCAGAUGGAGCAGGCCGCGCGGGACAAAGCCCGGAGGGACGAGGCGCCCUCCCAGGAUCCCCUGGGGCACUGCGUGGCCGACGAGGAGACGGAGUGGCUCCAGUCCUUCCUCCUGCUCCUGUUCCGGUCGCUGCGGAGGCAUCCCCCUUUGCUCCUGGACACGGUGAAGAACCUCUGUGACAUCCUGAACCCUCUGGACCAGCUGGGCAUCUAUAAGUCCAACCCCGGCGUCAUUGGCCUCGGGGGCCUCGUGUCCUCGGUGGCCGGGAUCAUCACGGUGGCCUGGCCCCACCUGAAGCUGAAGAUCCACUGA
Molecule: messenger RNA, 744 nt
Organism: Pipistrellus nathusii (Nathusius's pipistrelle)
Lineage: Eukaryota; Metazoa; Chordata; Mammalia; Chiroptera; Vespertilionidae
Source: the annotation of a GenBank genome assembly